Durusdinium trenchii is the source of this 1362-nucleotide messenger RNA. The record is from the annotation of a GenBank genome assembly. NCBI's taxonomy places the organism in Eukaryota, Dinophyceae, Suessiales, Symbiodiniaceae.
AUGCCGAAAGCCUCCGGGACGCCCACGAUGCGGCGCCGAGGGCGCGAGCCGGAGUCAGACAUGCGGGGCAACACCACGGAGGAGGACACAGACUUGGCAGAUGACCCGCGCAGUGACAUGGAGACCAGCGAAGCAGCCAAAGCUGCGCAGGCGAACGAAGGCGGUGAGAAGCUGCUGUCCAAAGUGAAGAUGAAGAAGAUGACCGUCCGAGCUGUGAUGGGAAUUAGUAUGAUGGUGACCUUUGGUGGUAUCAUUUAUCUUGGUCAUUUGUAUCUUUGCGUGCUGGUCUUUGCGCUCCAGUGCUUCAUCUUCUUCGAGCUGGUGGGUGUGCGCAAGCGACAGGCGGCCGAGCGGCGGCUGCCCCUCUUCCGCUCCAUUCAGUGGGCAUGGUUUUUUGUUGCAUCCUUCUUCACUUGGUCAGGAAGCAUUUGUGAUUUCGUGGCCAGUGACCCAAGAUUCUUCAGUUCCCACUCCAUUGCGAGAAUGGUGUUGGAGAAGAACAUGAUGGUGUCCUUCUCACUCUACACUCUUUUGCUGAUGGUCUCCGUGCUGAGCCUCCGGAAAGGUUUGUACAAAUAUCAGAUCACACAGUACACCUGGACCGUGGUGACUAUUUGUAUUGUGGUCUUUCAGACGCAGGCAGUCUUUCACCUGAUCUAUGCAGGCCUUUUCUGGUUUGUUUUGCCUUCCUCCUUGGUGAUUUGCAAUGACAUCAUGGCAUACUAUUGUGGGCAGAUCUUCGGGAAAAAACUGAUCCGGAGGAGAUUCUUGGAAUUGUCACCAAACAAGACAUGGGAGGGCUUUCUAGGGAGUGCCUUCUUUACAAUGCUCUUUGCCUUUUGGUUCUCCAGACAUCUUUGCGGCUACAAGUGGAUGACAUGUGUCCCUCAGCGCUUUACCUUCUCCAUCAGCCCCUUGAAUUGCGAGCCUGACCAGAUGUACCGACCACAGACCAUCGCAGCCAUUCUCUAUGAGACCGUCCCUGGCCUUCGAACCGCAGAGCUCUUCGAAGGCUUGCACAUUGUCAACGGGAUCGGCCAGCUGGAGAUAUGCCAAGCUCAAAUCCACGCGUUAUCCUUGGGCUUCUUUGCCUCCUUUGCUGCCCCCUUCGGCGGCUUCUUGUCCUCGGCCAUCAAGCGGGCCUAUGGCAUCAAGGACUUCAACAAUCUCAUUCCGGGGCACGGAGGCAUGAUGGACCGAUUUGAUUGUCAGUUCGUGAUGUUCUUAUGCACCUUUGUGCACAUCAGGACCUUUUGCCAGGCACCUGUGACCAUCGACAUGGUCUUGGGCUCGGCAAUGAAGCUAAGCCUGGCCGACAAGCAGGCGCUGAUCUCGAAGUUGCAAGAUCAACUGGCUCAAUAA